CCAAGCGUUCCCGCCGAGCGCAGAGCGGGCGCAGAUCGCCCAGCCAAGGGCGCCGCCCCACCCGAGCGUCGGAGCUCGCCCUACCUGCAGUCUCAGUGGACACCUGAUCCCCUGCUGUCUUUGUUUGAAAACCAAGAAGCAUUGUUGCUCUGAGUUACCAGCCCACAAUUUCUAGGGACACUGUCACAAAAAGACAAUGUCAAGUGCAUCCUCUUUAACCCUUGUAUGAAGCUGUGACUUUCAAUAUACUCCUUCGUUCUUUCACCCUCCCUCUCAAGAUGCCUGAACACGACCCUUCCUCGGGGCUGGCGGGCAGUGUGGAGAAUGGCACCUUCCUAGAGCUAUUUCCUACAUCGCUGUCCACCUCAGUGGACCCAUCCUCGGGGCACCUGUCAAAUGUCUACAUCUACGUGUCAAUAUUCCUCAGCCUGUUAGCGUUUCUGCUUCUGCUUUUAAUCAUUGCUCUUCAAAGGCUCAAAAACAUCAUCUCCUCCAGUUCUUCCUACCCAGAGUACCCAAGCGAAGCUGGAAGUUCCUUCACCAACUUGGAAGUCUGCAGUAUUUCUUCUCAAAGGUCCACUUUUUCAAAUCUUUCAUCCUGAAGAAAAUGGAAGAAUCCUAGAAUGCAACAGCUUAGGUUUUCCUAAUGGGAAGCAUCACAAGACAUGUUGCCUCCGGAAAGAAAAGACCUGUGUGAUUUUGACCCAUUUCCCUUCUCCUCCAUCUCUACUGUUUUUUCUAUUCACAAUGCUUUGUAUCUGAGUGGAGAAGCUGAUGCUGACAGAAGUGGGGGCAAACCUUGAGGUUCAGAAUUUCAUACCAAGCCCUGGAAAAAUCUGGAGCUGGCUUCUUCAGUGUGGUGGGCCAAGUCAUUUCACUUUGCUGGCUGCUGGGGGACUAGCUGGAGGCAGCCUCCCAGUGGAGGCUAGAUCUGGGCUUGUGCUUUAAUUCCCUGAUGAAACUGUGAGAUCAACAGAAACUGACAAAAUUAUGUCUGAACUGUUUAGAAGAUAUUUUCCCUAUUUAAAUGAGACAGUGGAGUCACUGAAUUAAGAAGAGAGGCAAUUUACAUUUAAUGUGUAACAUUUCUAAAACUGAGAGUAAAAUAUGCUAAAUGUUUAGUUUUAUUUUAACAUAUGAAGAUCACAUUUAUAGAUAGAUAAAAGUCAUUUGGAAAAGUUUUGAAGGAGUUUAACUUUCACUAGCAAGAAAAAUAUAUAUUCUGAUGCUGUUUGUAAUGUAUUUGUGCCUCCUGGGCUUUUUUUUCUACUUUAGUUGAAGUCAAAAUGCCCCUUAGUUGUGGAAUUCUUUGUGGCAAUUGCUGUUACUGUUACUAAGAGCAGCACCAGAAGAGAAACCAAGUUUUAUUUUAUAUCUGUAAUUUCUAUCUGCAGGAAUUAAGUAUAGGGAAAAGAGUCAUUUAGUCGUAUUUUAUGCAGUAAUAUAUUUCCUACAGUUGUGUCUGUUCCUUUAUCCCAUUUCAUGGUUCUCAUCAUUUUGUGCAGAAUUAUCAAGGUUCCAAUACGCCAGAUGUUUGUUCACCCUCGCCAAGUUGCAAAACCUAGAGAUUAACUUGCUAAUAUAUGUGUUGUUGUAUAUCCCAUAAAUGUUAUACAUCUCUGAUAAUUAGUUGCUGUAUGUCAACACAAUACUCUGCAUUAGGAUUCCAGGGUGUGAAUUUUUUUAAGAAUUGUAGACACGCAAGUUGUGUAGCUGCUGGGAGCUUUGGUGAUUGUGGGAGCUGCCAUGCUGUGGUCAGCCAAAUUCAUCUGAAGUUGUAAGGAGAAGCAAGUGGCUGUCCAUGAAAGGAAGCACACAUGUGAGCACAGACAUGGAAUUUCAUGAAGCACACAUGUGAGCACAGACAUGGAAUGCUGAGGAAGUCAUGCUGCUUCUAAAAACAAGAGCAAGCCAACAAACAGCAGCUUCCCAAAAUAAGACUUUCUAUUUAAUUUAGAAACAAAUGGCCUCAGGCACUUAACCUACAGAGGCCACUGCAUCCAUAUGGCAACCUGAUCGUUCCUUGUGCAAAACAUCUAAGACUGAAGCAGUGGAGCUUCAGCCCUGGCUUUGGGUGGGUUGUGCAGUCAGCACUCUCACUGGUGACUGUAUGGGAGAAAGAACCCACUGUUUUCACAGGACCUAUCUUUGUCACCCUGAAAUGCUGAGAAAGUUGAGGACCAGUAAGGAGGCACAGAAAGCUGCUGCUGCUUUCCAAUUCAUAAGCCUCACUUAAUCAGACCACAUUUAACUCUUUUAUAUCAAAAUUGUUCCUGCUAUUUUCUUGCUCCCAACAUGAAGCAAUGUCGUUGGAGUGCAAUUUACCAUUUUAGUGAAUGGUUCGACAUACACCAUCAUCAGAAUGAGAACAUUUUCAUUACCCCCAAUUCCCUUCUUGUCACUAUGUACUCAACUCCUCCUGCUACCAUCAGCCUUGGACAACCAUUUAUCUCUUUUCAGUACCUGUAAUUUUGCCUUUGUCAAAAUAUUUUUUAAAUGCAGCCCUACCAUGUGCAGGAUCUGCUUCAGUCUGGCUUCUUUCACUCAGUGUAAUGUCCUUAAAAUUCACUGAUGUCACUACACACAUCAGUCCUUGUUACUAAUUGGUCCCUAGAACAGUUGUACACUAACUGGUUCAUCUAUUAAUCAACUGAAGGACACUGGUUGUUACCAUUCUUUUGGUAACUAUGAAUAAAACUACCAGAACCAUUCUUUGAAGUCCCCAAAGACCAUAAUGCCAGCAAAGAAUUGCUGCCCCAAAAUAUAAAAUCAGUAAAAUGUUUGCCUCUGAAGGGUGACAAUGGGUUGGGUGACAUGUGACAUUGUGUAGUAUAGAAACUGGAGUAGGCCGGCGCUGUGGCUUAACAGGCUAAUCCUCCACCUUGCAGCGCCGGCACACCGGGUUCUAGUCCCAGUUGGGGUGCCGGAUUCUAUCCCAGUUGCCCCUCUUCAGGGCCAGCUCUCUGCUCUGGCCCAGGAAGGCAGUGGAGGAUGGCCCAAGUCCUUGGGCCCUGCACCCGCAAGGGAGACCAGGAGAAGUGCCUGGCUCCUGCCUUCGGAUCAGCACGAUGCGCCGGCCGCAGCGGCCAUUGGAGGGUGAACCAACGGCAAAAAGGAAGACAUUUCUCUCUGUCUCUCUCUCACUAUCCACUCUGCCUGUCAAAAAAAAAAAAAGAAAGAAAGAAAGAAAAGAAAGAAAGAAAAGAAAAAAGAAACUGGAGUAGAGAAACUCUUUUCAAUCAUUAUUAGUAUUCUUCCAAUUAAAAGUUGUGUGAGAAUGACAAAGAAUUACAAGAGGUAGCUCCGUUAUCACGCUGGUCUUUGAUUAAUCUUGUCCUAUUUUUGCAGUGGAAAGGGAAGAGGACACGGGUGAAGUGGUUUUUAAAAUCAAAGGACAAACCACACAAUAGGACAAUAUGAGUAGGAUCCCUCCUAAGGGAAAACUGUGUAGCUUUUCCUUCUGAAAGAGCUAUCCAGACUCUGACAGCAAAACUACUUUAAUAAAAUCAAAUCCAGUUCAAUCUGUAUACUGCUCCCAUCCCUCCCUGCCACAGAGAGUCUUACCCUCAGCAUUAAGUAGCAUAAUUGCAAGCAACAUUCAAAGACAUAAAAUGAGAUUUGUCAUUAUAAGCUUGCUAAGGUAACGAAUUGUAUAACUUGAGAUGAAUUUGUAAUGUUUAAGAGAUUCAGAAAGGUUGGGUUUAUAAAUAAAGAA
This is a messenger RNA of Lepus europaeus (European hare), 3715 nucleotides long. It is a transcript of the gene SERTM1, whose product is annotated as serine rich and transmembrane domain containing 1. The record is from RefSeq and is a predicted model, not a curated record. The transcript has 2 exons. Bases 279 to 602 code for a protein of 107 amino acids. Lineage: Eukaryota; Metazoa; Chordata; Mammalia; Lagomorpha; Leporidae. Gene Ontology annotation, cellular component: intracellular membrane-bounded organelle.